GAGGGAUGCGGAGGGACGUCGCUGCGGCUCUCGGCGUGUCUCUUCCACGCAGGACGCAACUUGGACGCGAAAGAAACACAAACGAGUUUCCGUCUCGGAGGAAUUUUCAUUUGUCGGCGGCUUUAACGGAGGAUUAAAGUGCACGUGAAGUGGACGUCGACGUAAGACUUGAACUACUUGACUUGUUCUCAUUGGAUCGGAUGACUUCCACCCGGAGGUGUUUUUGUGCUUGUUCUAAGAUGUUCUAAGAAUGUUCUUGGCACGUUAAAUGCAGCGGACGUCACGUGACCACCGGAGAUGAACUUUCUCCGAGUGAAUGAUUGACGUGCGCUGCUGGAUUAAUAAUCAAUAAGAGGCUGGGAUCGGGGCUCGAGCAGGUGCGGUUACUUCUCAUAGUCAUUGCUACUUUUUGGAUCGGAGCUAAAUGGGGUCCACGGUGAGGCUGCUGGUUCUGGUCCUGCUGGUCCAGAGUCCAGGUGCGGUCCAGGGGGCGUCCAAGGAGCUGGUGUGCGAGCCCAUCACGGUGCCCAUGUGUCGGGGGAUCGGCUACAACCUGACCUACAUGCCCAACCAGUUCAACCACGACACCCAGGAGGAGGUGGGCCUGGAGGUGCACCAGUUCUGGCCCUUGGUGCGUAUCCACUGCUCCCCGGACCUGCUGUUCUUCCUGUGCAGCAUGUACACGCCCAUCUGCCUGCCGGACUACCGCAAACCCCUCCCUCCGUGCCGCUCCGUGUGCGAGCGGGCCAAGCGGGGCUGCUCGCCGCUCAUGAGCCAGUACGGCUUCGACUGGCCGGAGAGGAUGAGCUGCGAACGACUCCCCCGCCUGGGCGACGAAACCCUCUGCAUGGACCAGAACAGCAGCGAGACCACCACCGUGGCGCCCCCUUUUCCCAAGCCCACGCUCAAGGGUCGAGCGAGACACGCGGGGCCGCCUCAGGGGGAGCGGGAGUGCCGCUGCCGAGACCCCCUGGUCCCAAUCAAGAGGGAGUCCCACUCCCUGUACGGGAGAAUCCACACGGGGCCCCUUCCCGACUGCGCCCAGCCUUGCCACCAGGCCUACUUCUCGGCGGACGAGCGCACCUUCACGGCCUUCUGGGUGGGCCUGUGGUCUUUCCUGUGCUUCGUGUCCACGCUGACCACGGUGGCCACCUUCCUGAUGGACAUGGAGCGCUUCAAGUACCCGGAGAGACCCAUCAUCUUCCUGGCCGCCUGCUACCUCUUUGUGUCGCUGGGUUACAUCAUCCGCUUGGUGGCCGGUCACGAGCGGGUGGCGUGCGCCCCCGGCGGCGGGGGCGGCGACCAGCUUCACGUCCUCUACGACACCACCGGGCCCGCUCUGUGCACGCUGGUCUUCCUGUUGGUCUACUUCUUCAGCAUGGCCAGCUCCAUCUGGUGGGUGGUCCUGUCCUUCAGCUGGUUCCUGGCAGCCGGGAUGAAGUGGGGCAGCGAGGCCAUCGCCGGGUACUGCCAGUACUUCCACCUCGCCGCCUGGCUCAUCCCCAGCGUCAAGACCAUUAUCGUCCUGGCGCUCAGCGCCGUGGACGGCGACCCGGUGGCAGGGAUCUGCUUUGUGGGCAACCAGAGCUUGGGGAACCUGCGGGGGUUCGUACUGGCGCCUCUGGUGGUCUACCUCUUCACGGGCUCGCUCUUCUUGUUCGCCGGCUUCGUGUCACUCUUCCGCAUCCGGAGCAUCAUCAAGCAAGGGGGCACCAAGACGGACAAACUGGAGCGGCUCAUGAUCCGCAUCGGUGUCUUCACCGUCUUCUACACGGUGCCUGCCACCAUCGUGGUGGCCUGCCUGGUCUACGAGCAGCACCAGAGACCCGAAUGGGAGCGAGCGCUGGCGUGCACCUGCGCGUCAGAGCGCCAGCGUUUAGGCAUCGGGCCGGACUACGCCAUCUUCAUGCUUAAGUACUUCAUGUGCUUGGUAGUGGGCAUCACUUCCGGGGCCUGGAUCUGGUCGGGAAAGACUGUGGAGACCUGGAGGAGGUUCUUGGUGCACUGCUGCCCCUGCUGGCAACACAAAGUGGCAGCCCCGUCCCCCUUGUACACCGAGGCCAGCGCCGCUUUAACCGGGCCCGCCCCGGGAAUGUAUCAUAAAGCUCCGUCUCAUAUAUGACAAGCGUCCAUGUUUGGAUAGCCAAGACCUGAUUCUCCUAAAAAGUCAUCACUUCACCACAUGGACCACAAGAUCCAUCAUGGAGUCACUUCCUGUGAUGCACUGACAGAGAAAGCAUAUUUAUUUAUGGAAAUGGAAAGUGGUUUGAAGAAGUCCUGGUUCAAGUCAAUCAUCUUGUACAUAAAUGUGUUUUAAAGCUUUGAGUUGAAGUCGGCCGGGAAUCGAAUGUGUUUUGACGUUUGUUACUAAAGACGCACUCGGUAACUAUAAGUGGUGUUGGCCUCCAACGCCAUCUGCUGGUUGUGAGUGGAGUUGCUCAACUCUGUCAUCCAUGCAAGACCACAAACCCUCAGACGCCUAAAAAGCAAUUUGAUGUUCAUUCAUAUUUGGAAUUGUGGAAUCAACUUCCUGGAUCCUAGUCUAAUUGUUCGAAUUCUGCAGUUGUGCAAUUUCAAUCGUAAUAAAAAUAACCGGACUGUUGUAUUGGAGCACUUUGAUUACAUCUCAUUAAACGGAGACCAUGGGGAAACGAUUCAUGCACUUUUUACCAAUCGUUUCUCUUCAUGUAACCUCACAAGGGAUUCAAAUAUGGGGGUCUGUGGUCUGAUGGACGUUUUGUUAAUUUUUCCUUAAAUGUUCUUUAUCUGCAGGCAGUUGAAGCGAAUACAUUACCUUUUUUUAAAAAACAAUUGUAGACUUGUACAGACGCAUUAAUAAAAAAUGAGGCAAAUUUGAAACGGUUGUC
This is a messenger RNA of Doryrhamphus excisus (bluestripe pipefish), 2867 nucleotides long. It is a transcript of the gene fzd5, whose product is annotated as frizzled class receptor 5. Lineage: Eukaryota; Metazoa; Chordata; Actinopteri; Syngnathiformes; Syngnathidae. Gene Ontology annotation, biological process: non-canonical Wnt signaling pathway; canonical Wnt signaling pathway. Gene Ontology annotation, molecular function: Wnt receptor activity; Wnt-protein binding. Gene Ontology annotation, cellular component: plasma membrane. The record is from RefSeq and is a predicted model, not a curated record.